AUGAGCUAUCUUAUCAAUUCGUUUGACCCGCCUCACCACCCGCUCUCCCAGUCCGCUCAUUCCGCCCGCCCUCCCUCCCGCCCCGCCCCCAUGGACCCAGACUCCUUCGCCCAGUCCCAGUCCCAGUCCCAGUCCCAGUCCCAGUCCCAGUCCCAGUCCCAGUCCCAGUCCCACUCCUACCCGCCCCACCAUUCUCUCCCAAAGGUCGGCCAGACCCGCUGUUACUGGGCUAUGCUCUCCUCAGACCUCCAGUUCAUCUAUCUGGACCCUGUCCUCGCAAGUCAUCUAGAGGACCAGGCAGAGCUUCUCGUCGGCAAGUCCCUUCUCUCUUUCGUCCAUCCCGACGAGCAGGCCUCCGCCAAGCAGGACCUCGGCGGUGUCUUGGAAAGCCGCACUCUCCAUGGCUCUGUCACCCGUGUCCGCUUUUCGCGUCUCUCCAAAGUCCGCAGGCAGCUCGGCUACGAUGGUCCUGGUCCAAGCUGGUCAGAGGCUGACAAAAUCGCCCUCGACAAGGAUUACAUGGCCGUAGAUAUCGUCAUAAACUGGGCCGCAGAGGGUCUCGUCUUGUGUUUCAUUCACGCAACAGUUGACCUUACUCCAGACGACAACAACGAGAAUCAAAAGACAGAAUGGACAAAUUGGUGUGGAACUCCCUUCAUGGACCAGGAACAGGUCCAGCUUUUGUACCGUCGUCUUCUAGUCUGUAUCUCCCAGACAGGUUCCAUGUCCAGGGUCUUUCAGAUUCUCUCAAAUCGUCAGGAUAGGCCCGUGCUCAUGAGCUGGCCUCCUGACCCCACUCAAGGUCCUACCAGCAGGGAUUUUGCCAAACUCGUGGAAAACGUUCAAAUCGGGAGCGGAGUUCCCGGCGGAAACGAUGCUAAAACGAGUUGCACACGCAGGUAUAAAGCAUUGCAGGACAUGCCACCACUCAUUGGGGGUGAGGUAGAAAGCAUAUUCAUUCCGCAUGGCACUAUAAUUUUUGCCUGCCACAAGGUCAAUUCGACCCCUCGCAGCAGCGCAAAUCCAACCGCUCCUAUGCAGCAGAUCGAUUAUGCCCCAACGAGCUAUGCUCCCCACCAAAAUGCCUCGCUUUACGAGUCUCCAAAUUCUUAUGCUCUGCCCCCUCUUUCUACCUCUACACCAGCAUAUAGCAAUAAUUAUAUCACUCAGCAAGGGCCUAUGGUUCAGCCUUCGUAUUCUCCACAACGUUGGUCUCAAGCACCACUCCCACCUACUGUCAGCAAUUUGAGAUCAGGAUCCUAUUCUACCACUUCACCCACGCAAUCUCCCCAGACGUGGACGUCUGGACCCCCAUCAGCGACGUAUUUGGAUACUCAAUCUACCCCUUCAUUCAAUCGGGCCCCAUCUCCCAGCUACACUUACUCUGCGACCGCAGGCAAUAGUGCAGCGACGUCACCGACCUCUGAUGUCGUACCUCCUCCGAGGCGCCGAAUUAGUCCUGGUUCUUCUCGAGAUCACACCGGGGCCGUUCGGGCCACUGGGAACCGACCUACUGGCGUUCAAAAGUGUUCUAGCUGUAAGGCAACUUCCAGCCCAGAAUGGCGAAAGGGUCCAAGUGGAAAAAAGGAACUCUGCAACGCAUGUGGCUUGAGAUAUGCACGUUCACGCGCCAAGAAGGAGGGACCCAAUCAGGCACAACAGCGACGCCGAAAAGAAAAGGGAAAUUCAACAAAGCGAGAUUCGACGACCCCUCCAACGACCACUCCUGCAUACUCGGCCAUCCGUCGUAAUUACGCAGACAGCUCGUUCUCUACCUCGUCCGCGGGGUCUGCUUCAGGUAGCGAUAUCUACCCCCACUCGGGACAUCAUGUUAUUGAUAACAUGACCCCUUCUCCUUCUCCGCCGGCGGCUUCCAACAACAUGAAUUUCGUACAUUAUACAGGUGGUUCAAACGGGUCUGAUUCCCGACCAUCGUACACCGGCACGGGCAGCACAUUUUAUUCUGUCCCUUCCCCGCUCUCCAACACACACGUGUUGCAACAGCAACAGCAGUCUACGUCGCAUAUGACCACGACGCAGUUGCCGCCUCUCGGGCAGCUUUCUUCGUACGCGGAUCGGUUGUCGCCUAUGAUUCCUUCCGCGUCCCCGUUGUCACAUUCCUCACUCGGCUCAUCCUUGGCGCCUGUGGCUUCCUAUGAGCGCGAGAGGGAUCGCGAGAGGGACUAUCGCGAGAUGCCUCCGACGCCACUAUCCGCUGAACCUCGACUGGUUAAUAGGAGGUCGAUCGUGUCUCAACCGUGA
Psilocybe cubensis is the source of this 2262-nucleotide messenger RNA. RefSeq lists its product as uncharacterized. The record is from RefSeq and is a predicted model, not a curated record. Gene Ontology annotation, biological process: regulation of DNA-templated transcription. The transcript is spliced from 6 exons. NCBI's taxonomy places the organism in Eukaryota, Fungi, Basidiomycota, Agaricomycetes, Agaricales, Agrocybaceae. Gene Ontology annotation, molecular function: sequence-specific DNA binding; zinc ion binding. The coding region runs from base 1 to 2262 and encodes 753 amino acids.